Messenger RNA from Arctia plantaginis, 405 nucleotides. The record is from the annotation of a GenBank genome assembly. Lineage: Eukaryota; Metazoa; Arthropoda; Insecta; Lepidoptera; Erebidae.
AUGCAGCUUUUAAUACAAGCUAGCCCGUUGAUAGAUAAGUUAAAAUAUUGGCAUCGAGCUAUGUCUUUUAGUGAAGUUCAAUUAACAACAUCACAAAAGGUUGUACUUUGGAGUCUUGGAGUAGUGGGUACAAGUGCUGUUGUAGUUGGUGUGUUAUCAAGGUACUUGGCAAGACGGCGAGCCAAACCUAUAAUAAAUCCUCGAAUACAAAGAGCUAUUAAUAAGAGAAUAUCUCGAAUGAGGAGUCCGAAUGGAGGGAUGGGGUCAGUAGCAAGCAGUGGUGGUCGCAGCAGUCCACUCGGCUUCAGUGAGCGGUUAUCGCUGGCAUCGGGUUCUAUUGGUUCAGGAGCUGGAGAUGCUGCACCUUUGUCACCACAACAACUUGGUGUUAUGGGUGAGUAUUAA